AUGAAUUUUGCAACAAGAGCAGCAAUAAGAGUGUCAACUAAAGUUCGUGUUUCACCAACAUUCACUACUACUGCAUCAUUUUCAAAAGUACCAGCAUCAUUUGCUGCCUCUACCAAUAAUGUACCAUCAUCAUCAACUUCAUCAUCAACUCCAAUUGCCUCAUUUUCAACAAAAUCAUCCCCAAUUAUAAAUAACCCAAAUUUCAACAAAAAUAGUAAAUCAGUUUCAUCAAUCGAAUUUUUGUUAUCAUCUGACGAUGACGGAGUAUAA
Dictyostelium purpureum is the source of this 270-nucleotide messenger RNA. RefSeq lists its product as uncharacterized. NCBI's taxonomy places the organism in Eukaryota, Evosea, Eumycetozoa, Dictyosteliales, Dictyosteliaceae. The record is from RefSeq and is a predicted model, not a curated record. The transcript has 2 exons. Bases 1 to 270 code for a protein of 89 amino acids.